AAGAAGUUUCAGAGUUCUCAUCGCCUUCCCAAGCUCUGCUUAGAAAUCGACGACACAUUUUACGCACGGCAAUCAUCCUAUCCAAAAUUCGACCCUGUGCGUCAGGGGCUUAUAGUGAGAGUGCCCGAAAUGUUAUAGCUCUGCUUAGCUAUUUAUAGUGAAUUUCUAAAUAGGACGCUUGAGAUCGCGUCCUCUGCUGUGUGGGAGUAGGCGGUUACUUUAGUUUUAGGAUUUCAGGCUACGGCUUCACAUGGGGGUUGGCGCUUGGCGUUACGCUUGUGGGGCGCAGCAAUGAUGUCAUUUUAAAAGUUAACCCACUCCCCCAACUCGAGGCUCUGAUUUCUUCAUAACAUUUCAAUUUUCUGCUGAAGUUUCCCCACAUCCCGUACCCUACGGAUUCUUCUUGUCGAAGGUAGAACACAGGCCAUAAAAAGCUACAGGGGAAAACCUUCUCCAUUCAGACGACGCGGGAUUUUAACCGAGUAGCCCCGUCGAACGGGCAAAACUGUUAACUUUUCGAAAAGAGACAGAGAGAGCAAAAUGAGUCGGAUUAUCGCUAACAAGUCGCAAUCCUUACGACAGUUGGAUUGCAACGCCGUUGAAGUCAAGAGUAAGUAUGGCGCGGAGUUCCGGCGCUUCUCGGUGGACCGUGUGAAGCCGGGCAAGUUCGAGGAGUUCUACCGGCUCAUCAUGCACGUGCACCGCAUCGCCAACAUGGAGGUGAUGAUCGGCUACGCCGACGUGCACGGAGACCUGCUGCCCAUCAACAACGACGACAACUUCUGCAAGGCCGUCACCUCCGCACACCCCCUCCUCCGCGUCUUCAUCCAGAAGCAAGAAGAGGUGGACUACAGCAACUUCGGCAACAGCACGCUGACGCGUAAGAAGAAGGCGGUGGUGACGCUGCGUAACGACCUGAACCUCCGCGCUGCCAAGCGACCACAGAUCCGCAUCGGAAUGCCGCAGGACUUCCGUCCCGUCUCCUCCAUCAUCGACGUGGACCUGCUGCCCGAGUCGCAUCGCCGCGUCCGCCUCUACCGCCACGGCUCCGACAAGCCACUUGGAUUCUACAUCCGUGACGGGACCAGCGUCCGCGUCACGCCCCACGGACUGGAGAAGGUGCCGGGUAUCUUCAUCUCGCGGCUGGUGCCGGGCGGCCUGGCUGAGAGCACGGGGCUGCUGGCGGUGAACGAUGAGGUGCUGGAGGUCAACGGCAUCGAGGUGACCGGCAAGACCCUGGACCAGGUGACGGACAUGAUGAUCGCCAACAGCCACAACCUCAUCGUGACGGUGAAGCCGGUGAACCAGCGUAACAACGUGGUGCGUGCGAGUCGCAUCUCGGGCAGCUCGGGCCAAAGCACCGACAGCAGUGCCAGCGCCGGCUCCCUGGGGGGCUACCCCGCCCUGUUGCCCGGCAACCAUCACCACGGCAGCGGCGCCGCGUCCUCGCCUGUCAUCAGCGGCGGCGGUGGCAGUACACGCGGCAGCUACGGCUUGGACGACCUGGAGAGCGACGAGGAGUCGGACAUCGUGAUCGAGAGCAGCAUCAAGCGGCCGUCGAGACGCUCCAACGCCUCCGUUAAGUCUGUCACGUCCGUCACGUCCGUCACGUCCAACGCCUCCACGCGUCUACAUCACCACCAGAAGCAGCAGCAGCAGCCUCAGCCCACCUCCACCCAGCUCUCGUACACGCCCCACAGCUCAGCCCCACCACCCUCCUCGCACGCACCGGCCGUACCCCCACCCCCUCCCCCUCCCCCUCCCCCGCCCAGCAGCAACCCGCCCAACCCCCCCUCGCGGCCCCUCUCGCGCCCCCCCUCCGUCAUCUCCACGGCCUCCUUCCACUCGCAGCCCAGCCUCAACGGCACGGCGCACGCCGCCAGCCUCGGCUACCAGCUGCAGCGCGAACUCAGCCUGCAGGGCCACGGCCAACACCACCAGGGCUACCAACACCAACACAGCCACAGCCACAGCCACAGCUACAGCCACUACGCCACCCCCAGCCAUGCCCAGGCCACGCCCAUGCCCGCCAUGCCAGGCCUGCGCCACAGCAGCGGUAGCCUGCACAAGAUCCUGAGCUCGCUGCGCACGGAUCCGCGCCACAGCCUGGCGCUGCCCAAGGGCGGGGUGGAGGAGGACGGCACCGUCAUCACACUAUAAUAAGGGCUCGCUAGACCAGGACGUCCGUUUCUCGAUUCUUGUCGUUGCUAACAGUCUUAAGACCGUCUUAAGACCGUCUUAAGACCGUCUUACCGUUCCCUUGGAUUUAGUGGUGAGCGUCGCUGUCGAGAGAGAGUUGAGUCGCUCUUACGAAGGACUUUGCUAACGACGAUAGCAAAGACGCUUUCGAGAAACGGACCCCAGGACCGUAGAACUGGUGGAGGUGGGGGUGGGGGUGUUGCCUCUCCUUCACCACUCCUCUACAAGUGACUGACUGUGAGUGUUAGUGUGAUUUUCUUUUCUGUCUGUCUGUCUGUUUAUUUGUCUGUCUGUCUGUCUCGCUCUCUCUUUUUUGUACAUGCAGCCAUAAACACAAUGGCAUACAUGCGUACACACACACACACACACACACACACACACACACACACACACACACACACACACACACACACACACAUACACACACACACACACACACACACACACACACACAAACACUCCCCUAAUAUCCCAGAGACUGUUGCAAGAUCAUGUUGCUGUAGCUGGGAACUUUCUCGAUACAAUUCCAAAUACAACAAUGGGAGAAAAAAAAUAUUUUU
Molecule: messenger RNA, 2759 nt
Organism: Engraulis encrasicolus (European anchovy)
Lineage: Eukaryota; Metazoa; Chordata; Actinopteri; Clupeiformes; Engraulidae
Gene: pard6gb
Product: par-6 family cell polarity regulator gamma b
Exons: 5
Coding region: 541-2160 (539 amino acids)
Biological process (GO): establishment or maintenance of cell polarity; centrosome cycle; regulation of cellular localization
Cellular component (GO): apical plasma membrane; nucleus; cell cortex
Molecular function (GO): protein binding
Source: RefSeq, a predicted model, not a curated record